AUGGAUCAUAAAGUUAGUGUAUUGAUGCAAAGAUAUGAAUUAGGGAGGUUAUUAGGCCAAGGUACAUUUGCCAAGGUUUACUAUGCUAGGAGUAUCAAUACUGGGCAAAGUGUAGCCAUUAAAGUAAUAGACAAGGAGAAGGUUAUGAGAGUCGGGCUCAUUGCACAGAUCAAGAGAGAAAUAUCUGUUAUGAGAUUGGUCCGUCAUCCUAAUAUCGUGCAUCUUUAUGAAGUCAUGGCUACGAAAACUAAGAUUUAUUUCGUGAUUGAGUAUGCUAAAGGAGGUGAGCUUUUCAACAAGGUAGCCAAGGGUAAGCUUAAGGAGGAUGCUGCACGAAAAUAUUUCAUGCAGUUAAUAACUGCUGUUGAUUUCUGCCAUAGCAGGGGUGUCUAUCAUCGAGAUUUGAAACCAGAAAAUUUACUGUUAGAUGAGAAUGAAAAUCUGAAAAUUUCUGAUUUUGGUUUAAGUGCACUUGCUGAAUCAAAGCACCAAGACGGACUCCUACACACUACUUGUGGAACUCCUGCCUAUGUUGCUCCGGAAGUGAUUAACAGGAAAGGCUAUGAAGGGGCCAAAGCCGAUAUCUGGUCGUGUGGGGUGAUCCUGUUUGUUUUAUUGGCUGGUUAUCUUCCAUUUCAUGAUUCAAAUUUGAUGGAAAUGUAUAGGAAGAUUGGCAAAGCAGAAUUCAGAUGCCCGAGUUGGUUUCCACAAGAAGUACGAAGGCUACUUUUACGAAUAUUAGAUCCAAAUCCAACCACUAGAAUUUCAAUUGCGAGAAUUAAGGACAACUCUUGGUUAAAACGGGGAUUGAAUUCUAAAUCUACAAAACAUGUUGCAGAAAGCAGUGCAACUGGUUCAUCUAGUACAUCUGCGGCUUCUGGUUCAUUGGAAAACGGUAGCACAGCGGCCGAGGAUGAGCAAGAAUUUAACAGGCUUUCAAAUUUGAAUGCAUUUGAUAUCAUUUCCUUGUCAGCUGGAUUUGAUCUGUCUAGAUUGGUUGAGGAACCUAGUGCAAAGAAAGAAACUAGAUUCAUUUCCUCGAAACCAGCUUCUACCAUCAUCACCAAGCUCGAAGAACUUGCCAGGCGUUUGAAGUUGAAGAUAAGUAAAAAGGACAGAGGGUUGUUCAAAUUUGAAGGGACCAAAGAAGGUAGGAAGGGGAUUUUAUCAAUUGAAGCAGAGAUUUUUGAGCUCACUCCAUGUUUUCACUUGGUUGAAGUAAAUAAAUCGAAUGGAGAUACUCUGGAAUAUAAGAAGGUAUUAGAUGAGGGUAUAAGACCAGGUCUUCAAGACAUUGUUUGGGCUUGGCAAUGUGAUCAACCUCCACAGGCACCACACGAGCCUCCAUUUGAGCAUCGGCAACAGCCACUUCCACAGGACCGGCAAUCACAUCAUCCACAGCAGCAGCAAGAUCUGCUACAACGACAACUGCUGCUGCAGGAACAAAUACCUUGA
Molecule: messenger RNA, 1455 nt
Organism: Fraxinus pennsylvanica
Lineage: Eukaryota; Viridiplantae; Streptophyta; Magnoliopsida; Lamiales; Oleaceae
Source: the annotation of a GenBank genome assembly